CAGGAAAUACCAAGGGGUGGGUUGGUGGGAUGUCUUGCGAUAUGAUUUGGGUGGAUGAGGUUGAAGUGGCGGAGUGGAGCGCCACCGGGGUCGUACUCGCCGGGGGUCGGGGGGCGCAUGCGCUGCCGCUCUCUUCCCCCGUCUCUCUUUUUCUCUCCUCUUCAACCUUCUCACUCCGUACCCCUGCCUCCCCCCAACCCACCCCCAAUAGCCCUCCCAGGUGCGGGCGCACUUCGUGGAGCGCUUCUCCGCGGGGGCGCCGCUGACGGGCGGGGCGGUGGUGGGGCCCGCCAUCCGCGGGGUGCAGGAGAAGGUCAGCUGGGUGGAGAAGUUCGUGGCGGCAGCCGCGUCGGACGAGCAGCAGCCGCAGCAGCCGCAGCAGCCGCAGCAGCCGGGGGCUGCGGAGGCGGGAGCGGGAGCGGAGGGAGGAGAGGUGGCAGGGGCAGCGGAGCCUCCGGCUCCCCCUCUGCUGCACGCCGACUCUACCGUUAGCAACGCCACCGCCCCCUCCUCCGACCGCACCAGCAGCGCAGGAGGAGGAGGCUCCCUGCUGCCGCCAGGUCUGAUCGGCCGCGGAGGGGGAGCAGGGCCGAGCGGACCUCCCUCCCUGCAGCACUCCAGCUCGCUGGGAGCAGCAGCAGCCGGAGCCGGAGGACCCGUCGGGGUGUCCGUGGGUGCUGUGGCUGCGGGUGGUGGUGGUGGCGCCGGCAGCAGCGGCGGCCCCCCCAGCGGCGAGGUGCCGUCCGCCGCCUCCCCGCCCGACCGCUGCUGCGGCGGCUGGUUGCUGCGUCAGCGCAUGUCGCUGCACCUGGGGGUGCUGCACUACUCGCCAACACUGGAGCCCUUCCCGCUGCUGGCGGACCCGGCGGGCUACGAGCCCAACACGCUGAACAUCACGGGCGACGAGGAGGAGCUGCGCUGGUGGGUGGGGGUGCUGCGGGAGCAGGUGCCCACUGUGGUGGAGAAGGCGGCGGCCAGCGAGGGGGGAGGCGAGGCGGCGCAGCGGAGGGCGCAGGCGUUUGGAAGGGCCUUCUCCGCGCACCUGGACCGCAUGACCUCGGAGCCCGGCAGCUACGGCGCGCUGGGGCUGGGCGAGCUGUUCGGCAUGCGGGAGGAGUGCCUGCGGGAGUUUGGGUUCGAGGACGUGUACAGGCUGGAGAAGGAGCGUGAGAACCGCGCCGCCCUGGCCGUCCUGCCCGACCUCCUCCGCGAGCUGGACUCCGAACCCCUACCCGCCCGCCUGCUGAGUCUGGUGGAGGGGGUGCUGGCCGCCAACAUAUUCGACUGGGGCAGCCAGGCAUGUGUGGCGCUGUACCGCGACGGCACCAUUCUGGACAUCUACAGGUCGGCGCGGCUGAAGCUGGCCAAGCGGCCCUGGGCGCGGGACAACUUUGAUGCCUUUGCGGCGAGGAUUCUGGAGGCGGUGGGCGGGGCGGAGGCGGCGGGGAGAGCCCCCACCCGCCCCCCCUUCCGCCGCGUUAUGAUGUUCAUUGACAACAGCGGCGCUGAUGCGGUGCUGGGCAUGCUGCCCUUUGCGAGGGAGCUGCUGAGGAUGGGCUGCGAGGUUGUGUUGGUGGCCAACUCGCUCCCCGCCAUCAACGACAUCACCGCCCCCGAGCUGCGCGCGCUGCUGGGGCAGGUGGCGGAGCUGUGCCCCAUCAUUCGGGCGGCUCGGGAGGCGGCGGUGCGGGUGGAGCACGCCACGGGCGGCCACGUGCCCCCCUACCCGGGCCUCACUCCCGCCCGCCGCACCUCCUCCGCCCUGCCGCCCUCCAGCGGAGGCGCGGGAACCCCCACCGGCCGGCGCUCCUUCGCUGUGGAGCCGCCGCUCUCACAGCAGCUGCAGCUGCAGCAGCCCCAGCCGUCAGCAGCAGCAGCAGCAGCAGCGGCAGCAGCGGCAGGAGCAGGGGAGGGAGCGGGGGCCGGCCCGUCGUCUACGGCUGCAUGGACUGCCAGCAGCAGCACCAGCAGCAUGCAGCGCAAGCCCUCCACCUCACCCUUCGCCGCUGCUGCCGCCUCACCCGUACCCUCUCCUGACCCCACCGCACCCGCCUCCUCGCACCCCCCCGCCGCCGCACUUCCCAUCCCCGCCGGCCGCCCUUCCGCCCACUCCUACCCGCACCUCCCACCCACCACCUCGGAGGGAGCUGGCACCCCACCGCCGCCCCCCGCCUGGCAUGCAGCCGCCUCAGACCCCGCCGUCAACGCGCCCGGCCCCAAGCUGUACGUUGUGGCGAACGGGCAGGGCAGCCCCUGCCUGGACCUGAGGAGGGUGCCGGACAGGCUGGCGGAGGCGUGCGUGGGAGUGGACCUGCUGGUGAUCGAGGGCAUGGGUCGCGCCAUCCAUACCAACCUGCACGCCACCUUCACCUGCGAUGUGCUCAAGCUGGCCAUGAUCAAGACGGAGAGGCUGGCGCGGAAGCUGUUCGGGGGCGGGUUGUACGACUGCAUUUGCGUGUAUGCCACGGCGGAGGAGCAGCAGCAGUGAGGGAGGAGGGAGGAAGAUACAGGAGGGAGGGGAGGGGGAGGAGGCGUAAUUGAGAAGUGAAGCGUCCCAUCCCAUGCCCCGGCCCAUGCAGUGAGCGGUGCUGAGGAGGGAGAGGGCGGGGAAGACGAAGGAAAGGUCGUGCUUUGAUUGGCCCGUCCCCCUCGGGAACUCCUGGCGAGUGGAUGCAGGUUUGCGGGGGGGGUGCGGGAUUGGAUGAAGGGUGCGGUAUUAAGGCACAUGAGCGGAGGAGUGGUGGCGG
Messenger RNA from Astrephomene gubernaculifera, 2747 nucleotides. The record is from the annotation of a GenBank genome assembly. NCBI's taxonomy places the organism in Eukaryota, Viridiplantae, Chlorophyta, Chlorophyceae, Chlamydomonadales, Astrephomenaceae.